CUCCGCUUAGACUAUACAGAUAUCGCGUUCGCAUUCACAAUUUCGUCAAUUUUAUUAAGAGUGUGGAGAAGGGGGAGAAGCUUCGCGAGACGACGCCUGGAUCUUUUCUGCAUAGAUUUUGUGAAUUUCUGUCUGUUCAAAGAUUCAGAUUGGGAGAAAGAGAUGUCAGCUUAUGAAAAUGUUGUUGCUGCCAAGCUGAGGCUGAAGGGAAAAGCUUUGGAUGUGAGGAACGCAGGUAUAAAAAAGAAACGGAAGCACAAAGAGCGAUAUAUCCUAUCGUAUCAUGCUGCUGGCCACGACCAGUUGACAGAUGAAAACAACGCCUUGGUAUCUUCGGACAACACAUAUUGGGAUGGAAAUGGAGGAGAGGACGAGCGCUUGACUCCAGCAGAAAGACGCUACAUGGAACAGCGACAGAAGAUCGAGCUGAAGAGACUUGCGAAGGCUGCUAAGAAGUCUCACCGUGAUCGCAUCGAGGAAUUUAAUCAGUAUUUGGCUAAUCUGAGUGAGCACUAUGACAUCCCCAAAGUAGGGCCUGGCUAACUACUAUGCUUCACCAUUCUGUACUUCAAAACUAAGUUGAUGUACAUUUUUCACAAUCUCCUCAUUCUUAUAACAUAAAGGUUUCAUUAUUCACA
Salvia splendens (bonfire salvia) is the source of this 638-nucleotide messenger RNA. Its product is annotated as protein FAM32A-like. Lineage: Eukaryota; Viridiplantae; Streptophyta; Magnoliopsida; Lamiales; Lamiaceae. Gene Ontology annotation, cellular component: nucleolus. The transcript is spliced from 3 exons. The record is from RefSeq and is a predicted model, not a curated record. Bases 163 to 543 code for a protein of 126 amino acids.